CAACAUUGAUAUUUUGCGCUGCGGCCUGUCUGGGUUGAACUUUGAAGAAAAUACUUUUAAUUUUUCAAAUCAGUUUAUCGCGCGUAAUGAUAUCGACUUUAAUUUUUAUUUAAUAGUUUCUCUAUAUUGUCAUAUAUUAAAGUUUAUUGAUUAAAAUUAAAAGAACAAUGUGUUAUACCGGACCAUGACAGAAGUGACGAAAAUUUCUGUUGUAAAUAAGAAAUCUUAGUUCACCAUGGUGUUCGAAUCGAUUGUGGUGGACGUGCUGAACAGGUUCCUGGGAAGCUAUGUAGAGAACCUGAAUAGGUCUCAGCUGAAGCUAGGAAUUUGGGGCGGAGACGUCGUACUUGAAAAUCUUAUACUUAAACAGAAUGCCUUGGAAGAACUCAAUAUUCCUGUGCAGACAGUUUAUGGACACUUGGGAAAGUUAGUACUUAAAAUACCCUGGAAAAAUCUCUAUGGCGCAUCAGUAGAAGCAACAAUUGAACGUCUGUUUUUGAUUGUCAACCCUACUGCUGAAGUUAAGUAUGACCCUCAGAAGGAAGAGAAGCUCGAGUUGGCUGCCAAGCAGGCUGAACUGGCAAGAGUGGAAGAAGCCAAAAAGAGGGAGGCACAAAAAGAUCAAAUUAAACUCGACGAGACGUUUGUCGAGAAGUUGGUGACGCAAAUAAUAAAGAAUGUUCAACUGAAAAUUAAAGACAUUCAUAUACGAUAUGAGGACAGCAUCACGAAUCCUAAAGCGCCUUUCUCCUUCGGUAUCACCCUACACAACUUGUCCGUCCAAACCACUGACGAAAACUGGCAGAAAGCAGUCAUUACCGAUGCCGUUACCAAAAUUUUCAAGAUUCUAGACUUAGAAGGGUUAGCAAUUUAUUGGAACCCUGCCACUGAAGUAUAUUCCCGCUCGGAAGCUCUGCAGAUAAAGGAUAGACUAUUAAAUGAGAUUGCGACAAAAUCGUCCAAGCCAGAGUUUUAUCACUAUGCUUUGGGCCCAAUAAACGCAACAGCAAAACUAAAACUAAAUCCAAAACCGGAGGGUGACACACCCAAAUUUAGUUCGCCUAAAGUUAUACUAAGUCUACACAUGGAGCAGCUCUCAGUCAACCUAACGAAGGCCCAGUACCAAGAUAUGAUGUUACUGGCAGAUUCUAUGGACAGAAUGAACAAACAGGCCCCUUACAGAAAGUACCGUCCAGACCUUAAAAGUUAUAAACGACACUACAAAGAAUGGUGGAAGUUUGCGUACACUUGCAUACUCGAAGAAGAAGUACGCAGACGGCGCAGAAAUUGGGAUUGGACGCAUAUGUUGGAACACAGGCAACUGUGCAAGGACUACGCGACGGUCUAUCAGUGUAAACUGAGUAAUAAGGGCAAAGUCUCCUCGGAACAGCUAUGCGUGCUGGACAAGGCUGAGAAGCAACUUGACCUUCUUAACCUUGUGGUGAUCAGACAGAAGAUUGAAAUGGAGGUCGAACGAUUGGGUAAACUCGAAGAGGAAGCAAAGAAGAACAAAGGUUGGUUCAGUGGCUGGUGGUAUGGCAGCAGCUCCAAAGAGGACGAGAUGGGCGAAGGAACAGCUAUCAUGAAACAAUUCGAAAAGGCAAUGACGCCGGAAGAGAAAGAGAAGUUAUUCCGUGCGAUAGACUAUCAAGAGAACUCGGCACCGCUGCAUUUGCCCGUGGAGUACGUAGCUGUAGAGAGCUACUUCCAACUGGAUCGGUUGCAGCUUAGAGUUACUGAUGAGGUGGAAGUGCUGAAAGCCUGUGUGGAAUAUGUCGAGGUUGAUAUGAAACAGCGGCCCAGUGCUAAUGCGUUGAGAGUGGAUGUCCAGAUGAAGUCUUUUAGUGUGACUGGCGUACAGCAAGGCUCGUUUGAACCACAACUAGUCACUUCAAAGGAGGUCUCUAACAAUGUCAAUUUAUUAAAUGUUGUCUUCGAAACAAAUCCUCUAGAUGGCCUAUGUAACCAAAGAGUGAAAGUCUCCGCACGACCUUUACAAAUCAUAUACGAUGCACAAACUGUCAUAGAAAUUGUAAAUGUGUUCAAACCAGAAACCGAAUCUACUGCGUUGUCAACUUUACAAGCUGUGGCAGAAAACAAACUGUCGGAUCUCAAAGAGAAGUCUGCGUUAGGUAUGCAGUACGCUGUCCACCACCACACAUUCAUAGACCUCGAUAUUGAUAUCGCCGCUUCAUACAUUAUAGUACCGAAAACUGGUAUCUACAAUGAGGGUGGAGCUUGCGUCGUAGUCAAACUCGGUGCCAUAAAAGUGAAAUCAGAGCCUCGUUCCCAGGCGUUAGAUGUUCACAAAUUGUAUAAAGAGGGGUUGGCCGAUGAAGAUAUACUAAGAGAAAUAACGCGUCACAGCUAUGAUAAAAUGGCUCUUGAACUUACUGAGAUGCAGAUAGUCAUUGCACAUCCUAAAGAGGACUGGCAGUCGGCGAUAUCAUCAACAAAUGAUGAAGGCACGCCCCUACAUUUACUUCAGCCCACCAAUUUAGUUAUACAGAUACAUAAGUGUUUGAUCACUGACGACCCAAGGAUGCCCAAGGUCAGGGUCAUGGGAGAAUUACAAAAGAUUGCCAUCAGUGCUUCCGAAGAUAGAUUAUUAACGCUUUGCGAAAUUUUAGUAAGCAUGCCUCUACCUAAAUCGGAUGAAGUUACCCAAUUGAAGCAAAGUGAAUCGAAAGGAUCAAGUUUGUCGUUACUGAAAUAUUUAGAUCCUAUGGAGAAACAGAAGCGUGAGGCGGCUCGCUCUAAAGAGAAGAAAAAAGACGAGCAAACUGUGCAAAUGACUGAGCUUGAAGCUUUCUUUAUUAUGAAAGAACUAAUCCUCAGUAUUAACAGAAAGACAAUAGAUGCGUCGAAAGGCUACGAUAGAUUCUUAGUCUUUUCGCUAGCGCUAUUAGAAAUAACUGCUGUACAGAAGACUUUUACUCUAGAAACGACUAUUCGUUUGGGAUCUGUGAAGUUACAGCACCAUAGAGUUGGCUAUGGGCUUUCGGUCUUGGAUAUUAUUGAGACACCUGAAGUCGUAAUAGAAGAUCAAUCUAUUGAAAAAGUUGCACUCAGUAGUGUACACUUACAGAAUCAGAAUCAGUACCUAUUUACUGUUACGUACAGAAAUGUUGACAAAAAGUGCCCAGAUUUUAGAGGCAUUUAUGGCUCAGUUGAACAAAUGAUUGAGUUGGAUUUCACUAAUUUAAGAGUUCUGCUACAUCUUGAAGGCUUGCGCGAGAUACUUUUCAUCGUUAACGAAUAUCAGACUCGAAUGCAAGCUAUCCAAAGUACAGUCGAUAGAACAGCCAAUGCUGGACCACUAGAAACAAUUAUGGAGGAUGAAGAAUUUGUUACAGCCAAAUCUAAAGUGAGUGUAUCGAAGCCAUCUCGUCAUAAGCAAGUGGAGAGCAUACAGAUGAAAGUCAACUGUAAGAUUGGGGCAAUAGAGAUCGUUUUUGCGACGGAAAAACGUCCUUUGUCCGUGGUACAAUUGCAAGGUGCUGCAGCUGGCCUAGUACUGAAGGCGUCUUACACACAAGUUGACUGUACUAUUGCGUCUAUAAAAGUAGAAGAUCUCAAUCCUGAAACUGUACAUAAAGAGAUACUCAAAGUACUCGGCGGAGACGUGAUGAAUGUACAAAUAGUGAUGUACAACUUAGAUCAGUUUCCUACUGUCAGCGAUAUCGAUAUGUCAAUAAAUUGCCAGGUCAGCUGUCUGCGCAUAAUAUUCCUCAACUGGUUCGUCACAUCUAUGUUGGAAUUCCUGAACAAUUUCCAAACAGCUCAACAAGCGAUCAUUGAGGCGUCCUCGCAAGCCGCAGAUGCAGCGAGAGCUAACGUACAGAACGCGUACACAAAUUCAACGAAAUUAUCCCUUACAGUGCGAUUGGAUGCUCCCAUCAUUAUUGUUCCAGAAAAUUCAAAGAGUAAUAACGCUAUGCUCAUAGAUUUGGGUGUGAUGACUUUGAAUAACAAGUUUGUGGAUCUGAAUGUCGUUGAUAUCAGCAACAAAGUAACAGUGGACGAGUUAAUUCUCGAACUAGAAGAUAUGAAAGUGUCAUGUGUGAAGCUCGAAGACGAUUACAAAGAUGCUAUUUAUGAGAGGAAGUUGCUGCGGCCCACCAGUUUCAAACUGUUUGUCAAACGUAGUCUCUCGCUUUGGUACGAACAACUACCAGACUUGGAUAUAUCAGGGAGAAUGAAAACCAUUGCCAUCACAAUAGGUCAUAGCGAUUACAAGAGUAUUAUGAAAAUACUUAACCAGAAUCUGCAAGAAGGUGCAAUGGCUGAAGAUAAAGCUGCAGCAGGGCUAGCUAAAACCGCAUCAAAGGCCGCUGUGAGACCAAGUAAAACACAGUCCAAGUCUGUAGCUGCCGUCAUAUCGUCUAAAGAAGCUGAAGUGAAGAAACCUAGAACUACUAUAAAGUUCUCUUUCACUAUGGACAGCUUUGUUAUAGAUCUACUGAACACUGUCUCCACUUCACAAUCCGGAGAAUACUCAAUGUUCGCUCAAGAUGUGGAGCUGGCGCGUUUCUGUAUGGCACUGCUGUCAGUGAAAGGAAGAAUGCUAUCUGAUGGUUCUAUGCAAACCUCUGUGUUACUCGUAGAUUGUACGCUCGAUGAUACCCGACCAGGCAGGGAGACCAAGAUGACUAGGUACCUAGAAAGACGUCGCUCCCACAAAGCCGACUCUACUGGCAAUGACAGUGCGAUGGAGUCGCCUGAUAAGAUACGCAGCAUGAUUGACGUCACCUACACUAUGAAGAAUAAUGAUACAUUCAUUGACAUGAGAAUCUUCAGUUUCGACCUCAUAUUGGCGAUGGAUUUCUUAAACAAGAUCGCGGAGUUUAUGACAACAGGAAUCGCCGACGAUGGACAGAAAUUGAAGGAAGACGUAGUACCGAUCCGAAACAUGCAAGAAAAAUCUACUGAUGCUAUAUCGAAGAGAAGAUCUACUGCGGCAUCGACUCCUACAGCAGAACCACAGAAGCUGUCAAUGAUGACAGUCAAUAUAAAGAUUGAGCAGCCAGAUAUUAUCCUCGUGGAAUCACUGGAAAUGAAGAAUUGUGAAGCUUUGGUGUUAAACAUGGAGGCGCGCUUCAAGUUGCGUCGCAGCGCGGAGCGCAUGGUGGCGGACGGCGGCAUCUCGGGGCUGCAGAUGGUGGUGCGCGCGCUGGGCGCCGACGGCGAGCUGGCGGGCGCCGCGCCGCGCUACCUGCUCGCGCCCACGCAUCUGUCGCUGGCGCUGUCGCAGCCCCCCGCCAGCGGGAUGCACAUCGACAUCGCCAUCACAGACAUCAAGGUCACUGUGUCUCCCGAUAUCAUAGCUCUGCUGAAUCGCGUGUUGGCAACGAUGACGAGUAGUGAUGAAGACAACCAAGUAGAAGAAAACAAGGCGAUAAUCUACGAUCAGCUGUGGGCCAUACAACCAUUCAAUCCUAACUCUUAUUGGUUCUUAAAAACAGAACAAGCAGUCGAGGCGAUCGACGCCGAGGAGACAUAUGUAGAGAUGACUGCGAACCCUCCAGUUGGAGAGAUUUGUUUGUUAUCCUGUCCAUCAAUCAUCACAUCGUUUGAAAUGGAUAUCGGUAACGAGACCAUACCCGUGUUGGUCAUGCAAGCUUCUCUUACUGGACAAGUCAAAGAUUGGAGCUCAGAUCUCUACGCCGAAUCGACGUGGGCAAUGCAAGUAUCGUACUAUAACAUUGAACGCGCAGUGUGGGAACCGCUUAUAGAACCUGUGGAAGUACUCAAGGAUUACCAAUACAAACACGUACCUUGGGAACUUAAGAUGGAGGUAGUGAUGCAUGCGCAAGAGGCGCAAACAAUAAUUGAUACGACAGAUGAAGCUGCUAAUUUGCAAGCGGUGGCGCAGAGACAAGCUCGCAAGACCAUCACCUUGUCGAGUAGUGAACCACUCGAGAUCACCAUCACUAGAACUGGCAUGGAGGUGUUGACUCUACUAGGAAACUCGUUUUCUGCUGCUGGGGAAACGACUGCCGAAGGGGCAAGCACAUCAAAGUCCAAAGUUGAUCCAUUUACAAAGACCUUCCUCGGAGCUCCCUACGUUCUUCACAACUGCACCGGUCUUACGGCUAAGUUGAUAUUGAAAGAAAACCACGACUUCACUGUUUGUCUUACUCAAGAAUAUGUUUCGUCUGACUACAGGGAAGUGGUUUUGGAACCGGGUGCUUGUGUACCUUUACAGCUUAAACAUGGUGGACUCAAUUUAAUGAAGCUGAACGAACCACCGCCACCACUUAAAUUAAGUGUUAAGAUUGUGGAAAUUGAAGACGAGGUCCAGAUUCCAGUGGACCGUGCAGACAAGCGGUACUUCCCAUUAGGUCGCAAGUUGUCAGGCAAUCCGUGCGACAAGAAUGUCCCUCACGUGGCCGCCAUAGAGCCGCGCGGUCUCAUCUCUGAUGUCGUCAUGCAGGAUGCCGCGUUGCAUAUCUAUCUUAGGAGUGUUGUACAGGUAACGAACACACUGUCAGUGAACGUGUCGGUAUACUACAUGACGCUGAGCGGGAACGAGGUGCGACUACUGGGGGAGGUGAAGCCGGGAGACGUACUGCGACUACCACUGCAGGCAGUACAUACUCCCACCGCCGAGUUGUUCUUCUCCGUUGAAGGUUUCACAGUAUCUGUAUCGCCGUUCAUCUGGCGGGAACUACAACAAGAAGUUAAGAUACACAAACUACUGCAGUGUGACUCUAAAGAUAAGAACAGUGGAGAGAAGUUCUACCUAAAGGCGGUCGGCAAAAUGGAACAAGUAUUCUACGAGCACACAACCCGACAUACAUUCGCGUCCUCCUGCUACGACAUUAUACUUAAGCCUGCCGUCAAGCUGCAGAACUGUCUGCCCGUUGAGAUCGUGGUCUCCCAACUUGGCUUGAAGAGAACUCAAGUGUUCCGUCCUGGAGAGAUGUUCCAUUUGUCUCAUUUGUCGCCGAAUAGAGCGUCUAUUGUUAUUAUGAUCCAAAACUAUCUCGACAAAUGUUGGGUAUGUACAAAGAAUCUUCCAGAUAGCGAUACAGAGCUGUCAGUAUGGUCGUUCGAAUCUCACGACAGUCCGUCAGUAAUGACAUUAGAUUUGGGUAUGCACAGCGUGGAUUUGGAGGGCACGCAAGUCUUGUCACUGUAUUGCCCCUUCUGGAUGCUCAACAAAACAGGCUUCACUUUAUGUUAUAGGAAAUCAAAGAAACCAGAAAAAGACUCCAGCACUCCCAACAAGAAUGUGGAUGAAACUGGUAACGUGAUAUUCCAUCCUAAAGAAUAUAAGGAGCCGAUACUGUUCUCGUUCCGUGCGAAGAAUUUCUUCGGCAAGAAGAAGGCUGCUAUUCGCGUUGAGUUUGGUGAAUGGUCCGAUAAGUUCUCGCUUGAUGUUCCUGGAAGUUCCGGGGUUGUAUUGUGCAAACACGAGGGUAGGACGUAUCAGGUGGCAGUUACGAAUCAACUUACAUUCAACAGUUUAACUAAAAUGGUGAUAUUCACGCCAUAUUUCUUGAUCAUCAAUGAAGCGCCUUUUGACAUUCAAUAUCAGGAGCUACAUAGAUCUGGUGACCCUUGGAUAACGGUGGCACAAAAUUCAAGCGCCCCAUUGUGGCCGGUUAUUGAAAAAGAAGAUAAGUUAUUAUUAUUGCGCGUCGCUUCUUCCCCAGUUUACGCUGCACCAUUCUUAUACACCGAACAACAUUCAGUCUGCUUGAAGCUGGACAAUGAGUUUGGCGGUCUACACGUGGAAGUACAACUAAGUGAAGGUGGUACUUACAUCACAGUGCGACAAUACCGCGACGGCCACGCGCCUGCAUUACUCGUCAACUACACACCACAUAAUAUCACAGUAUAUGAAAAGGAGAACGUUAAUGUUAAGGAACUAAAAUCAAUGCAUAAAAUGUUGUAUACAUGGGAUAACCCAGCAGGACCGCGCGUCCUAAUAUUCGAAAGUCACAAGAAGAGAGAGAUCGAAAACGACUUGAGGAAAGAUGGUAUUGGAGAAUUCAUGAUCGACGAGCACACGAAGGUACAUUGGGUAUCGUUCCUGGACGGAUUGCAGCGAGUGAUACUAUUCACAGACGACCCGAUGCUAGCGAGCGGUGCAUAUACUGUUGGGGAAGCAGAAACAGUGGACACUGAACUAGUGUUGUCGAUGCAAGGCAUUGGACUGUCGCUGGUCAACGACCCAGAGCAACUCGAAAUUGUUUACAUCAGUAUAUCCAACUCUGGUAUAAUAUGGGAACAGUGCAAAUUAGGUGCACGCCGCUACAAAAAGAUUGAAGGAACAAAAGUAUUACAACUGGAAGAAUGCUAUCAGAGAUAUUUAUCUGAAAAGAUAGUCAGUGAUGAGCCGAUCCCUCCUCGAGUCUUUAUAGAUGAGAAAAUUGAGGUGGACUUUGAAGAGAUGCGGCAGUUGAAGCCGUCAGUUCGCAUACUGCGACGUACGCUGCAGCCGGGCCUGUGGGCCUCGUACGGCCUCACGGCGCACUCGCGGCGCUUGCACGCGCGACUGCAUCGACUUCAAAUCGACCAACAGCUCCCCCUACCGACAUUCCCCGUCGUACUCGCACCCGUACCACCGCCCCGAUCUAUCACCAACGAGGAUCCUAGUGGUCAAGGUAUGAAGCCGUUCAUUGAAGUGUCGAUAGUGGAACGAUUGAUGGAACAUAGCAAAGUUCGGCAAUACAAGUACUAUAAGGUGUUGAUACAAGAGUUCCAUGUUAAAGUUGACAUGGGGCUCAUCAAUGCUCUCAUGGGCAUGUUCCCGCAACGAUUGCUGAAUGAACAGGAAGCGCUGGACGCAUUCCUACUCGACUUGGAGAAGGCAGGACAACCGUUGGAAGCGUUAGCAGCAAUAGGUGUAGCAUCAGAUCUCAAGAAUUUCUACGACAAUUUACAUUUGUCACCGCUCAAGGUUCAUGUUUCGUUCUCUCUCGGUGGAGCUACUCAACUGCCAUCGUUCGUUGGCACAGUUCUCCAGAGUAUUGGCGUUACGUUGACAGAUAUGAAUGAUGUAGUUUUCAAACUGUCUUACUACGAAAGGAACUAUGAGUUCUUAUCUCAGAAAGAAAUGAUUAGUCAAGUCCAAAGCCAUUACACAGGGCAGGCACUAAAGCAACUGUAUGUACUUGUACUUGGGCUCGAUGUAAUAGGCAACCCGUACGGACUCGUCGUCGGCUUGAAGAAGGGUGUCGAAGAUCUGUUCUAUGAGCCAUUCCAGGGUGCUAUCCAAGGUCCAGGAGAGUUUGCGGAAGGUUUGUUCCUCGGCGUGAGGUCACUUGUGGGUCACACGGUGGGCGGCGCGGCCGGUGCCGUGUCCAGGAUCACGGGCGCUAUGGGCCAUGGACUUGCUGCCUUGUCUCUCGAUAAGGACUACCAGCGCCGUCGUCGUGACAAUAUCAAUAAGCCACCUGCGAAUCUUCAAGAAGGUCUUGCAAGGAGUGGUAAAGGUCUCGUAAUGGGCGUGGUAGACGGCGUGACAGGGGUGUUCACGAAGCCCAUAGAGGGCGCUCGUGAGCAGGGAGUGGAAGGGUUCUUCCGGGGGCUCGGCCGGGGCGCCGUGGGGCUCGUGGCGCGCCCCACUGCUGGCGUCGUGGACUUCGCGUCCGGCUCACUUGAUGCCGUUAAGAGAGCGGCGGAUUUGUCUGAAGAGGUAACGAAACGACGCCCCGCGCGAUACAUGGCACCUGACUCAGGUGUCAGGCCGUACUCCAGGUUGCACGCAGAAGGAUACAAGAUGCUUUUUGAAUUGGAAAAGGGCAAAUACGUCAGCACUGAUAGAUACGAAGCUCACGUGUGGGUGAUCCCCGGCAAGGAAGUUGUCAUGUGCACCGACAAACGAAUGCUAUACAUCGAAAAGAAUAAUGUGUUUGGAGGGUGGCAGAUUGUGUGGUCGUACCUGUGGACGGAGCUCCCCGAAGUGCCAACAGCCGUGAACAAGGGCGUGUACAUCCCGACGGCGAAGAAGAAGGUGCUCGGAAUGUUCCCGACGUCGGGCUCCGGCAAGGUGAUAUUCCUCUACGACGACCAACAGAAGAAGUACUUGCUCGCGCAGUGCCAGCGUCUCAUGCAAUCACGUUGACAUGAGGCCGUAGAAAGAAUCUCGCCUACCGAGUGGUUGGCACAGUUCUUUCUACUUAUAUUUGAUUCUCGCACCGCAUUGCUUACUUUCGCCUAUCACUUUAACAUGCACCACCUCGGCCCGAAAGGCUUCCGCUAAACUCUUCCUCUCCCCAGCGAGCAGUGCUUCAUAUGGACUAUGUAUUAUGUUUAGUGUAUCGAUGUUUUGAGAACCGUGUGCUUGCUAUAUUUUUAUAAUACCUUUUACGUGUUGAUGUCAAUGCAAUUGAGUAUGUUGAGUACAAUUGUGGAAUUCAAUAUCAUGGUAAUGACAUUUUUGUAUGUAGUUAGUUUUGAUUGUUUUUUUACAUAUUUUUACCAGUUAGAUGUACUACAAUGUGUAAUAUGAGAGAGACAUUGUAAUUACUUUGGAAUAUCGUUGAACAGAAAUGUUUAUAAACUUUGUGACAACAAAAACCCAGAUAUUGGUGAUUAUGUGCCUACUUAGAGAACUGCCUUUUUGUACAAAUCAUUUGUACGAGUUUCAAUACGAGCUGCAUUGCAUUAAAAUAACCUUUUCCCUUUUUUUGUCUUUAAAUAUUUUUAACUAUUUUCAAUUGUAUUUAAAUAUAUUACUAUGCAUUUACCUAUUUAAGAUUAAAUAUUCUGUAAGUUGUUACAAGAUUUCAGUCUUCCCUCAUGUACCUAAUUAUUUAGAUUUGUAUUGUUGAGUUUAUUAUGCCGUUGAUAUAACAAUAUUUAAAGUUUAUGUAGAAAAUUAACAUGUAAUAAAAAACUCGAAUCAUUAACAUCUUUUUGAAAUACUCAGUGCGUUAACAUUUCGAUCAUAGACUUGAAAUGUUGAGGUUCAAUUGGUUACGUUAUUGAUAUACUUUUAUAGACUAUGUUAUGUUAUUUGCAAUAUGUUGUUAUUGUAAGUUUAAUAUUACGGAAGCAAAAUCAGUGAAGUAAGUGUAUUUAUUCUGUAUAUGUUUUUUUAAUCGAAGCCUGAUAGUACAAACAUUCGGAGAGUUUUUAUACAUUGCAAUGUUUGUGAAAUAAUGGCAGAGCUGAGAGCCAGAUUGGCUUCAACUGCUGAGGCUUUCCAUACCAGUGCCUUAAGAUCGAUGUUUAGAAAGCUGAUAAGUUUUCUGCUCUACAACUCUUUAUUGGUUGCUUUAAGUUUUUAGUUACACUGGAAAUAGUGUUUAUUUCAAAACUAAGUUAUGUUAGGUUGAGUGCACAAUUUAUAUUUGCUUCGCCAUUGUGCGUUAGCCUCAUGGAUGGCUUCGAGAUGUAAAAUUUUCUUAAUUUUUUUUAUUGUUUUUUUUUGUUGGAGCGUUUAUGCGUAAUAGGUACGUUUAAUUAGAUCUAAAGCCAACUUUUUAUUAUUGCCUGUUGCACAAUUUACUUAUUUCGAUUUCGUUUUGUCUUGUUCAAGCUUGUGUAAGAACAUUUUCAAUAUAAAUAAUAUACAAUAA
Spodoptera exigua (beet armyworm) is the source of this 11537-nucleotide messenger RNA. The record is from the annotation of a GenBank genome assembly. Lineage: Eukaryota; Metazoa; Arthropoda; Insecta; Lepidoptera; Noctuidae.